CUGCGAUCAGUUGUGAACUAGUAGUGUGGAAAUGCGGUCGGCGUUUCCAGCAGACUACGGCAACUAGAUUCGGGAAAGCGCGGAGCGUCGCGAUGUGAACAGGGCCUUAGGCACGGCCUCCUUGAUGCGUGCGAAGGCUUCCACAGAGACGUUUUUUCCGUGUGCCGCCAGUGGCGUACGUCGUGAAAGUGUGCGGAAUGGAGAAAUCUCCUCAAUAAGAAAAUAAAUGGAGGACGGUCAUUGGUUGAUAAGUGCAGGACUGGUGACGUCAUCAAUCAUUGCCAUCACAGCCAACGCGUUUCUUUUGCUGAUUUUCUGUAGAAGAAGGGGGCUGCGGACCGUUCCUAAUAGAUUCGUCAUCAACCUCCUCAUCACAAACCUCCUGUCGAGUCUUCUGUUGAUCCCGCUGCUGCUCGUGGACCAGUCGGUCCCACACCCUUCCAACUCUAGCAACCAAGUCGAAGUGUCGGACCUCUUCAUCCAGGAAGAGGUGAUCAACGGCACCGAUGUUGAGAUUAUCCGGAGUGAAAGUUUAUAUUUUAAUACGACCGAUGGAGUCCUCUGCAACAGCACCGUUUUGUGCUACGCCGCUCAAGUCAGCACGAGUUUCGUCUCCACGCUGUCCAUCCUCAGUAUUCUUCUCAUCGGGGUGAACCAGUACUUCGGCGUGAUCCACUCGCUUCGGUACCACUUCUAUAUUAAUAAGUGUCGGUCGACGGUGUUCAUCGUGAGCGCUUGGUUCAUCGCGCUGGUACUCAGUGUGUUGAGCAGUGCCACCGAGAGUGACAGUUCGCUGUGGCGUUUCUGCGCCGGCCGCCCCCGGGACUCACGGACCGUCCAAAUCCUCAACAGUGUUUACGCGGUGACGUACUGCGUCGCGAUCAUUUUCGCCCCGUUCAUAGCGAUAUGUGUAAUCUACGUGUGCAUAUACACCGCGGCGCACAAAAACAGCGAGCGCAUGCGCAAAUCCACAUCGACGCACCUCGACGGGCUGUACCGCACGUGCGAUGAGCGUGCGUCGCUUCCGAAGGUACGUUCGGCGCCGAACUUCAUGCGCUUGGACGACAGCGCCGCCAACGGGACCAAAGUCACCAGGGCGAGCAGCGAGCGCUCGCCCAACUUCAUCACCUCCAUCAAGCACAAGAUCUCGAACGCGUCGGUGUUCAAGUACCGGGAGGAAACGCGGGCGGCGAAGGUCAGCGUGCUGGUGAUCUUCCUCGUGCUGUUCUGCUACGUGCCGUACGGGGUGACGCUGGUGCUCAACUCGGGGCUGGUCGACGUGGCGACGUCGCCGUGGUUCAACUUCCACACCCUGUUGCUGCUGGUGCUGUCCAACGUGAUCUCGCCGUUCCUGUUCGGGUACAGGAACAAGCGGGUGAAAAGGGAGAUCGGGAAGGUGUUCGGGUUCGUGCCGCCGAAGCGGCCCGAUCUGUCGGUGCUGAACCGGCGGCGGUCGGCGAACGACGAGCAGAUGACCACGAAGGAGCCUUUUUUAGGGCAGAGCUACACCGUGCCCGAAGUGAUAGUCACCUGCAAGGUGGAGAACGAAAGGAAGAGUAUCUUGAAGAGGGUGUAUCAAAGUUCUAACUGGACGAGUUACAAGAAGUGUAACUUCAUCACGGUACCUGAGAGUUGCAUUAGCGGGGAGACGAGAGGGUCGUUCUCGAGCGCCAGCACUCAAAUUUCAAAUGAAGACUGUUAGGGAGUUUUUCUAGUCGUGAGUUAGGUUGGCAGAGACUGAGCUAUUGGUGGCCAAAACUUAAUAGGUUAGGUUAGGAAAUUGUAUAAAGCGGUUAAGUUAUUAACAUGUAAAUUAUUGUAUUUAUAAUUUUUGUAAUGCUGUAAGUGAGGUAACAGCUUCCAAAUAUAAAGAAUAUUAAAAAAUA
This is a messenger RNA of Zophobas morio, 1886 nucleotides long. Its product is annotated as alpha-1D adrenergic receptor. Gene Ontology annotation, biological process: G protein-coupled receptor signaling pathway. The coding region runs from base 227 to 1702 and encodes 491 amino acids. NCBI's taxonomy places the organism in Eukaryota, Metazoa, Arthropoda, Insecta, Coleoptera, Tenebrionidae. The transcript is spliced from 3 exons. The record is from RefSeq and is a predicted model, not a curated record. Gene Ontology annotation, cellular component: membrane. Gene Ontology annotation, molecular function: G protein-coupled receptor activity.